Cladophialophora yegresii CBS 114405 is the source of this 1101-nucleotide messenger RNA. RefSeq lists its product as uncharacterized. The transcript is spliced from 2 exons. The record is from RefSeq and is a predicted model, not a curated record. Lineage: Eukaryota; Fungi; Ascomycota; Eurotiomycetes; Chaetothyriales; Herpotrichiellaceae. Bases 1 to 1101 code for a protein of 366 amino acids.
AUGGCGCAGCUCUUCCAGGGACCUUUGGCACGACGCCCACAGCUUUGCCACUUCCGUCUCUUCUGCGAAUUCAAUUCUCUCAUUAGAGGGCGCGCGGGAGAAAUCUGGCUGGGGUCACUGUUUUAUGCUCAUCUCGCCGAAAAUGCACUACGGGUUGAGCGCCUUUCCAACAUUAUCACGAGCUACAAUAGGUUGCCUAUCUACCAUUUUACACAACCUGGGAGACUCUACAUUGUCGACGAGGACCUACGACUGAGUGAGCUCAUUUCAACAGACGAGGAGGGAGAUCUCUUCAGAUCCCGGGAUAAUAACCUUGUGUACAUUACCUGGGGCCACAUUGUAACUGGGACCGUGACCGACCCCUUCUCCGUUCCUGGCUGGUUGGAAUUGUCGACCAUCAUCCGUAGAGAUCCCCAGCCCCAGGCAAGGACAGUCCCCGGACCUGAAUCCGAGGGCUCCGCCACGACGAAUCUCCUCACUAGUCGAGAACUCGGCAUAGUCUCCCUGAGGGAAGCUUUCAGAGACGUCAACCAACAAUUCACCGCCAUGGCCGCGGAUAUGAUGGCUUUGCCUACCUCCCAUGUUCUCCGGACUCUCCGAGAGAAUGACGCCGAUAUUCACCACUCGGAAGCCACCAUUGACCACCUGUUUCUGGGGAAUGCUUCUCCAGGGCAGGAUGGCCUAGAGAUUGCCCGGGAGUGCCUUGCGCGGGUUCAUGGACGAUUGUUCGAGGUGGAGAGGUACAUCAUUGAAGAGGAAAAUCUCCUCCUUACUGCUGGUCGCACGUUCAGAGCGUACAGUUUACGGUACGAACGGACCAGACACCGGUACUUUUUGAAGUGGGUGGUUGCCGGCCUGCAGGAACCCCAACUUCGAGACCGGUUCAGGAUCCCUUCCUCAGUCCAGCCAGCGCCGAUCGCCCGACCAUACGAGGGCCAAGAUCCCUGCCCGAUCUGCUAUGAGGCUGUUGAACAACCGGAAGAGUGGUUGUUCCCCAAAGCCGGCACAGGUAUGACAUGUCCGUGGUGCCGAGCGAGCGUGCCAAUGGACUUCCUGGGUGAAGUUAUGGAGUCGAGAGUACGAGAGCUGCAAUGUUUGUGA